AAGUGCCUCCUCCACACCCCCAGUAGACCAGUAUAACGUGCCUUAGAUGAUAUACACUUGAUCAAAGUGACGAUAUGCUGCUUGCUUCUUGCUUGCUGAUCCUGUCGCUAUCUUUUGCGACAACUUCGACUCUUGUUGUGACGAGGGCUAAGGUGAAAGGUCCAGGAUACACCAUCCUCGCAAAGAAUGGAAAAGCCUGCGCCUCUCUCUGCAAAUCCCAGCCCGCUUGUGAUUCUGCUAACUUCAAUAAGGAAACAAACAAAUGCAGAAUUUUUUCAAGGUGCAGCCCAUCUUUGAUUGUUUACAAUUCGACAUCGCAUCUGCACUUCUCCAAGAGACCUUUGAUUACCGAGAACGGAUACAGAUACCAUGAAGAGAGCGACUCCUGCUUAAAGCUGGUAGAGGAAUUGACGGAUUACGCGGGGGCAGAAGCUCUCUGCCGGAGUAAGAAUGGAAGGUUGGUAGCCCUGACAGACAAGAGAAUUAACAGCCUUGCGGCGGAAAUGCUGAGUGGAUCGCAGUCCCAAUUCGCUUGGGUAGGAGCUACCGACAGUAGAUGGGAAGGAAAUCCUCUCCUCUCUGAUGGUAGAAGGGUUUCGGAGACGGGGUGGUUUCCAGCUGGGUCCCAGGAGAUGAGGAAGGACCCGAGGAGGAACUGCUGGUCCCUGUCCGACGAAGGAACCUGGGCCGAGCACCCUUGUAAGGGAAGGACGCAGUUCAGCAUUUGCCAAAUCACAACCUUCGAUAAUUCAUAGAUUAUCCUUCAUAAAAUAUUUGUCGUCCAAAUUCGAUAGUUAAUGAAGUAAAUCUUCGUAAUUACACUCGAUACAACUAUCAAAUAUUCAAUUGGGUUGUACGAAUUUGUAGAUAUUGUAAAUAUAAUUAUCAUAAGUAAAUGAACUGUCAGCUAGUUUUUAAGGACGUAAGUUUUAGAACUUGUGGGAGAAUAUGUCUCUAGAUUUUAUCUCAAAACAUUAUUACUGACCAAAGUCAUGAUAUUUCUAAUUAUCAAUAAACAAAAGAUAAAUAUAUUUAGUAAAGAAAAAGUGAAAUGGAUCAAGGGAAGAAACGUGGAACCUACUUAACAUGACAAUUCUAGCUCUCUUAUUUUUCCUUUAAAAAUUGUAUCAGUUUAUCAAAUCCUGACAUGGAUCUCCCACAAUUCUAUGGCGUAUCAAGCAGUAUUAUAAGGUGAUAAUAGAAUAAUUCGUGUAUUUAACGUGAAAUGCUUUUACAAAAACAAUUAUUUAUGUAUACAAACGUUAAGCUUUAUAUAGUAUACCGGUGUUCAUUUUUAAAUGAAUCAUGUCAAAAUCGAUCACUACCAGACGAAAACUUUAAUGACUCAUUAUCAAUGUCUACUAAAUAUGUAUUUUUACAAGAAAAAAAUACUUUUCUAAAAUUGAAAAUUUAUUUCAUAAUUAAUAAUUAAAAAUGAUAACAGUCUGACAAGUUUUAUGAUAUUAAAUAUCAUGGAGUUUUCGUGUGGUAGUGAAUAUCAUCGCCGACUAAGUAGGAAAGAUAUUAAAAUAUUUUAUCAUUACAUAACAAAUGUUCAACAAUAACCAUCAAAAUAUGUUUAUGGUUAAAUGGUUACAAAGGAAAAGUACUUACCCCAAAAAAUGAUGUUAAAGGACAUGUGUUAUGUAAGAUUAAACAAGAAAUAGUAUUAAAUAAAGUUUUUAGAUUAGUUGUUUUGUGUAUUUGUAUUUUUUUGUAAUCAGUAAGUAAAGCGCAUUGAUAUAUCAA
Messenger RNA from Nezara viridula (southern green stink bug), 1749 nucleotides. The record is from the annotation of a GenBank genome assembly. Lineage: Eukaryota; Metazoa; Arthropoda; Insecta; Hemiptera; Pentatomidae.